UUUCCCUUUGCGCAUGAAUCUUUGACUCCCCACCUUCAAACCCCCACUUUCUUGGAUACCAACUAAAUCAUUCUCUUUAGUUGGUAUCCCUUUGUUUCUUGGAUAAUAAACCUCGAGGCUUGAUCAGCAACUUUUGUUACUUUGAGCUCAGGUCACCCAGAAAACAAAGAUGGUGGGGGCUUUGUCUGUGGUGGGUUCGUCAGUUAUGGACUCUCAAACAGCUCCAUAUUUGUGCUUGGAUGCAUUGCCAUCCACCAACAUGAACUUCAAACCAGGUGGGGAGUGGGUCAUGCAGAGGAGGAAUUCAAUGAAAAGAAAGCUAGCCAUCGCAAAACCAGGGUCACUGGAAUUACGCAGCUCUUUUGUAAAUUCAUGGCAUGACUCGAGGUUGUCUUACAAGAUGAUUCCUGGUGCCCUGAACAAGAGUUCAAGGAAGCAACGUAAGGAUCGAAAACUCGUGGUCAUCGACAAUUUAGGAGGGCAGUAUGAAGAUACUUUUGGGGAUGUUAAAAUGCAAUUACUCAACUAUUUCACGUACAAAGCAGUGAGGACUGUUCUGAAUCAGCUCUAUGAGAUGAAUCCACCACAAUAUACAUGGUUCUAUCAGUUUGCAGCAGCAAAUAAGCCCAGUGAUGGCAAGCGUUUCUUACGUAUCCUUGGCAAGGAGAGGCAAGAGCUUGCUGAAAGAGUGAUGAUAACAAGGCUUCAUUUGUAUGGGAAAUGGAUUAAGAAAUGCGAUCAUGCUCAAAUAUACAAAGAGAUUUCGGACGAGAACUUGGAACUGAUGCGCGAGCGGCUCAUGGAGACCGUUGUUUGGCCCUCCGAUGAUACAAACACCGAGAAGAUUGGCUGAGGGACCCUACUCUAUCUGAUUUCUUUCUGAUCUCUGUUAUUAGCAUUAGGCAUCCUCUCUGUAAAAUCGACAAGAUCAACGUAUGGUGACAAAAUGAAUGUUGUAUAUAAAUACUACC
This is a messenger RNA of Hibiscus syriacus, 971 nucleotides long. Its product is annotated as chaperonin-like RbcX protein 2, chloroplastic. The record is from RefSeq and is a predicted model, not a curated record. Lineage: Eukaryota; Viridiplantae; Streptophyta; Magnoliopsida; Malvales; Malvaceae. The transcript is spliced from 5 exons. Bases 170 to 853 code for a protein of 227 amino acids. Gene Ontology annotation, biological process: ribulose bisphosphate carboxylase complex assembly. Gene Ontology annotation, molecular function: protein folding chaperone.